CUUCGCAGAAACCUUCCUGUCCGCUCUUCUCCCUUUUGUGUCUCACACAGCUUUUUCAUCUUUCCUCCUGAUCUUCACCAAAACAACAUCAUUGCGCCCUUUGACCUCUUAGCAAAUAUUCGAUAUACCCAAAAGACGUUGAGCCCUUGAGCCUUACGCGAAACACAUAUCCAACAUGCCUUUCACCACUAGCGAUAUCUGCAAGAUUAUUCUUGCCAUCAUCCUGCCACCCGUCGGUGUCUUCCUCGAGCGAGGCUGCGGUGCAGACCUCCUGAUCAACAUCCUUCUCACAAUCCUGGGUUACUUCCCUGGUAUCAUCCACGCUCUGUACAUCAUAUUGAAAUACUAAGCCCGCCUUCCGCUCCCGUAUCCGCCGGAAUCAAAGCGUCAUGUCGUCGCACCGCAUCAUGUUGUGCAGACACCAAUUACUCCCACGUUUGACCGGCAAUUGUCGUUUUAGAAUGGAUGCGUCAGUGGAGGAGUGAAUUUUACGGUCGCCGGCUCACCACUUGGCCGGUCAUAGACGCCAUAAUGACAGUGGGCUUUCCUUUUAUGGCUUUUCUUUUGUUUUUUUUUU
Trichoderma harzianum CBS 226.95 is the source of this 577-nucleotide messenger RNA. RefSeq lists its product as hypothetical. Gene Ontology annotation, cellular component: membrane. NCBI's taxonomy places the organism in Eukaryota, Fungi, Ascomycota, Sordariomycetes, Hypocreales, Hypocreaceae. The transcript has 3 exons. The coding region runs from base 176 to 349 and encodes 57 amino acids. The record is from RefSeq and is a predicted model, not a curated record.